Molecule: messenger RNA, 1664 nt
Organism: Patiria miniata (bat star)
Lineage: Eukaryota; Metazoa; Echinodermata; Asteroidea; Valvatida; Asterinidae
Product: allatostatin-A receptor-like
Exons: 1
Coding region: 519-1664 (381 amino acids)
Biological process (GO): G protein-coupled receptor signaling pathway
Cellular component (GO): plasma membrane
Molecular function (GO): G protein-coupled receptor activity
Source: RefSeq, a predicted model, not a curated record
AAAAAAAAUGGACUAAAGGUGGACCUGACAUUCGAUCGAUUGAAAUGAAUUUCAGCUCGAGAAAAGGAACCUCAGGGGUGCGACUGUGUGAGACUAUAAGGGUGGUACAGAGUGAGUGAAUGACACCAGCAUCUUAAUCUGUAGUCUGCUAUCGAAUAGAGAUGGUAAUCCAAUCUCACAGCACGGAUGUGGAUGUCUCUCUGCGUAAAAAAACUUUGACCUGGACAUUUUCGCUACACUUCUGCGGCGCCGCAGAAUAAAGGACGGUCACCAUUGGAUGUUAGUUUUGUAAAUUAUUGAGGAGCUCUGCAGAAUUGUCAUGCCUAGACUUCGUUGGUCGGUGACGGCUGGCAGAUUGGUUUGUUGUCUUUCCGUAUAAACGAAGGAUGACGCUUGUAAGAGACCCAUAUCAGACAGGAGUUUAAGACUGGAGUGGAUGCGGAGUUCUCCGGAUCGUCUACACAACCGUUAGUGAUUUGUUUUCCCAACGGAGUUUGAACGGCACUGCGUAAAGAGAGAUGGAUUCAAGGUGUGACACUAUGUGGAACUACACGCUUGAUCCGACUGGUGCACUGAUAGAGCUCUACUCGAAAUUUGACACGGUCGCCAUCGGCAUCCUGAUGCCGCUCCUGAUGUUCUUCGGAAUCAUCGGCAACCUUGCUUUCUUACUGAUGCUAUGCCGUGUGCCGAAAAUGCGCUCCUUGACCAACUUCUACCUGGCCAACCUCGCCAUAUCCGACAUCGCCUUUCUGGUGUUCGCCGUCAGCACGAAGUUGUACGACUUUUGCAUCGGCAAGGUCAACUUCUCGCCAACCACCAAGGGCGUCUUCGAAUGCCUUUUUCGACAGUUGGUCGUGGAUGUCUCCUACUUCGCUUCGCUGUUCGUCAUCAGUCUAGUCUCGCUAGAGAAGUACUACGCCAUCUGUAAACCAAUACGGCAUCGGGUAAUCAGCAGCUGGGACCGCACUGUCAAGCUCAUUGCGUGUUCCUGGGUCGUCUCGGUGCUCAUUGCCAUCAGUGUUAUCCCUAGCUACAGCGUCAUCGAAUACAUGUGUUUCGUCUGGCCUGAAGAGGAGCAGUACGCCGACCUUCUCAGCGUAUACACGUGGUGCGUGGCGACGGGACACUUGGCCGCGUCGUACGCCAACGCCCUCCAGACCGUACCGUUCUUCAUCGCCUUCAUCUUGAACACCACCAUGUACGUGUUGAUAGUCCGUCGACUGAGCCAGCGCGCAGACCAGCCCAUCGGUCAGCAAGAAGCGGUGCCCGUCCCUGAUCAAGCCAUCCAUACCCGCAACCAGGUGGCCAAGAUGCUGGUCAUCAACGGCAGCGUCUUCUUUCUACUCCUGGCUCCCUUUGAGAUCGUCUCUAUUGUGAUCUCGGCUUACGCCCUGGAGUACGAGCAGGAACUCUUGAUCCUUCAGAUAUGUCGGUUGCUGUCCUAUCUUAACUCGGUCAUCAACCCCUUUCUCUUCGGUAUGGUGAACUCCAGGUACCGGGACGCCUAUAAACAGGCCUUCUUGCCGGCGCGUGGCAAUCGUGUGGGGGCGGCGCCGGCACCGGUCCCUGGCCUACCCGCGGCAGAACAGCCGAUCAGCCAACCCAGUGUCGCUACCUGUAACAACAAACAUGGAGACCAAUCGACCUCACAGCAGGCACAAUAG